Messenger RNA from Brachypodium distachyon (stiff brome), 1239 nucleotides. Its product is annotated as ethylene-responsive transcription factor ERF038. The transcript has a single exon. Lineage: Eukaryota; Viridiplantae; Streptophyta; Magnoliopsida; Poales; Poaceae. Gene Ontology annotation, biological process: regulation of DNA-templated transcription. Gene Ontology annotation, molecular function: DNA-binding transcription factor activity; DNA binding. The record is from RefSeq and is a predicted model, not a curated record. Bases 109 to 996 code for a protein of 295 amino acids.
AGGCACUCUCAACUUCCUUCACACUCCCGGCCGCGAUCCUGCUGUAGUCCUCGGUCCUCCGCUCCUAGCUGCAAGCCUACGCCUACAGAUCCCUCCUCCUAACAAGCCAUGGAGACAGACGCAAGCCAUGCACCCACCACCUCUUCCUCCUCCGUCUCAUCUUCCACACUGUCCACUUCGUCCUCCACCUCCUCCCUCGCCAACAGCGCGCAACAGCUUCCCAAGAAGAGCCCCAAACCCAAAUACCCAAAGAAGCGCAAGCGAGCUGCCGCUUCGCCGCCGCCGCCGCCCGCCGCGGACCAAGAACAUGCCGCGGCCACCAACAAUGGCGCCCAGGGAGAUCAGGAGAGCAGCAGCUGCUGCACCGAAGACUUGGACAACAACGCCGCCAGCGGCAAGGCUGCGGCACGGCCAGACGCCGUGUCGAAGAGCGGGUUCAAGCACCCGUCGUACCGCGGCGUGCGGCGCCGGAGCUGGGGGAAAUGGGUGUCGGAGAUCCGCGAGCCCCGGAAGAAGUCCCGCAUCUGGCUCGGCACUUUCCCCACCGCGGAGCAGGCGGCGCGCGCCCACGACGUGGCCGCGCUCGCCAUCAAGGGCCGGGCCGCGCACCUCAACUUCCCCGACCGCGCCCACGAGCUGCCGCGGCCGGACUCCAACUCGCCCGCGGACAUCCAGGCCGCCGCCGUCAAGGCCGCCGCGCAGUGCGAGGACACGACGUCCGCGUCGUCCGUGCCUUCCUUCCCCGCCGUCGACGCGGCGUCCCCGGACACGGAAGCGGCUGCCAGUGCCGGUACGGAAGAAGCAGAACAAGAGGCGGUGCAGCAGGCGGAUCAUCACAGCUGCGGAUCAGACAAUGAUGCGUUGUUGUUCGACCUGCCCGACCUUCUUCUCGACCUCAGGGACGGGCUCUUCUGGUCGCCGGUCUGGCCGGCGGCUGCCGAGGAGUACGACGGCAGCUGCGUGGGGCUCGGUGAGCCGCUCCUGUGGACCGAGUAGCUUUCAUUUUACCGUUCUGGGCUUCGCAAAUUAGCUCUGGUACUCUCUGCCUGCUACCAGUGGUUGUAUCAUUGUGCUGUACUACAGCCGUGCUAUUGGGAAAUAUUGCUACUGAUAGUACUGCUAUUGCCCGCGAGAAUAUACUACCGCUAUUGGAAAAUUCGUUCUCGGUUGUGCUUGACUCGGCCAUGAAACUUGUAUGCCUUUCUUUAUUAUCGUGAUCAAAAGAUACGUUUACCGAUA